Molecule: messenger RNA, 639 nt
Organism: Macadamia integrifolia
Lineage: Eukaryota; Viridiplantae; Streptophyta; Magnoliopsida; Proteales; Proteaceae
Product: receptor like protein 22-like
Exons: 1
Coding region: 1-639 (212 amino acids)
Molecular function (GO): protein binding
Source: RefSeq, a predicted model, not a curated record
AUGUUGGCUACAGAUGCACCUCAACAAGCCCAUUAUCUAAGUAUGCAAAAUGCAAGUGUUACCUAUCAAGAUGCGCUUGAGAUUAUAAGCAAAGGAACAUAUUUGGAGAUGGCUAAGAUCUUUAACACCUUUACCAUUAUAGAUCUUUCUCACAACCAGUUUGGAGGAAACAUUCCAGUUGCAAUUGGGGAACUGAAGCCAUUAAUGGGGCUCAAUUUAUCUGCAAACAACCUCACAAGACAAAUUCCAUCUUCAUUUGCUCAGUUGAUCAGUCUUGAGUCGUUAGAUCUUUCCAAAAAUAGUUUAUCAGGGGAAAUCCCCCCACAAUUGGGAAGUGUCACUUUCCUUUCAGUUUUGGAUCUAUCACAAAACUAUCUCUCAAGAAUGAUACCACAGUGUAACCAAUUUGGAACAUAUCCAGCUGCUUCAUAUGAAGGGAAUGUGGGAUUAUGUGGAUUUCCAUUAACAAAAAUAUGUGGAUCAAUAAUAGAAAGAACAUUACCUCUAGCUUCAACACUUGAAAAAGAAGAACAUUCUACAAGUUUAUUUGAUUGGAGAUUUUUCAUUGCAGGGUAUUGUUCUGGAGUGAUAAUUGGCGUGUUCAUUGGACAAACUAUGUUCUGGAGAAUCAUUGGAUGA